This is a messenger RNA of Lymnaea stagnalis (great pond snail), 2563 nucleotides long. NCBI's taxonomy places the organism in Eukaryota, Metazoa, Mollusca, Gastropoda, Lymnaeidae. The record is from the annotation of a GenBank genome assembly.
CUCAGGGUUUAUUUUUGCCUCGCCAGAAAGGAGUGCUCAGUGAGUGGAGCCUUUUUAUGAACGUUUUAUGUUGAUAUUUCAUUUCGACACCAUGUACAAGGUCAGCGAUGUCACAUUUCAUUUUGACACCAUGAACAAGGUCAGUGAUGUCACAUUUCAUUUUGACACCAUGAACAAGGUCAGUGAUGUCACAUUUCAUUUUGACACCAUGAACAAGGUCAGUGAUGUCACAUUUCAUUUUGACACCACGAACAAGGUCAGCGAUGUCACAUUUCAUUUUGACACCAUGAACAAGGUCAGCGAUUUCACAUUUCAUUUUGACACCAUGAACAAGGUCAGUGAUUUCACAUUUCAUUUUGACACCACGAACAAGGUCAGCGAUUUCACAUUUCAUUUUGACACCAUGAACAAGGUCAGUGAUUUCACAUUUCAUUUUGACACCAUGAACAAUGUCAGCGAUUUCACAUUUCAUUUUGACACCAUGAACAAGGUCAGUGAUGUCACAUUUCAUUUUGACACCAUGAACAAGGUCAGUGAUGUCACAUUUCAUUUCGACACCAUGAACCAAUUCAGUGAUGCCUCAACAAGAAUAAGGAAAGUCUACUUUUAAUUCAUUGAUUUACAUUUUCAUAACCACUGUGCAGAAACAGUGUGCAGUAACAUUUUGUAGUGAUGCUGUGCUUUUUAAAAAAUUCUGCAGUAACAUUAUAUUAUAAAUAUUAAUUUGAGCAGUAAUAUUGUGUAGUAACAUUGUGCAGCACCAUGUAGUACCUUUGUGCAGUACCAUUGUGAAGUAACAUUGAACAAGUAGUACCAUUGCAAUAUCCAUAAAUUAUCACAAGUUAUUACAUUCUGCUUUAUCAAGUGUAACUCCAAAUUAAAUGUCAUCAUAUUUUGUACACACUGUAUUAUGUCAGUUAAAAGAUGUGGCAAAUAUUGCUUGCCAUCAUCAAAUUUAGCAUUGAAAUCUUUUGAUUGUGGGGAUCAGUUUUCUCAAAAUACUUUUCUUUUCAGGAUAUGCAUUUUGGGAGACCGCCUGAUGAGGUAUGCUCUAGUGCAUGCCAACACCACCUGGGAGUGCCAUAAAAAUGAAUCGGGUCCAAUAUACCAAGCCUACUGCAAGGAGGUGAACGACACGGAUGUGUGUGAUCCAUUUUUUAUAGCCAACGAGGCCAGGCUUAUACCGGGGAUUCCUGGCUUUAGCUAUCUUACGCUCAUGGGUAUUAUUAGAUAUGUUUGUUGCACAGUAAUCUUGUUUCUGUUAUUUGAUGUGUCUGGUCUUUCUUGAAAUCUGGACAAUAUACUAUACGAGUCCAGUUGUGGAUGCUAUUGGAUGAUGUAUGUUUUUAAAGAAUUUCUGUCUGCUCACAUAUCCAUCUUGUGGAGCAUUAUUGCUUUUGUUUGCACACGUGACAUGUUAAGAAUUUCUUGUGCAGCGCUCACCUGGUGAACGGCUAUAAAAGAACACUGGGUUGACGGAGGCCGGUUGACAUUUUCGCUCAAGUUAUGGUGGUUGAAAAUGUCUGCUUUGUUGGGUGAAUGGGUGGUUGGGUGAGCUCAGAUUUAUGCCUAGGUAAAGAGUUUAACAAGUAAAAAAUUCUAAUUUUUUCCAUAAUUGAAAGAUUACAAUUUUAACACUAAAAAGUAACAAAUAUAAACAGUAAGAAAACUUUUUGUAAAAGACUUUCUAUUAAAGACCAAUUCAAACGCACUAAAACUAGAUAAUAAUUUAAAGUUUCUGAAAAUGCAUUAUACAAAGGAGGUCAAUGUAGAAAAUUUUUUCAAAAAUAAAUAAACCAUUUAAAUUUCAUUUACAUUCCCUUCGAAUCCUUGAGCUUCAUAAAGUGCUCAUCUACACUUCUGCAGUCUUUCUUUGUUUUCAUAAAGUGCUCAUCUACAAUUCUGCAGUCUUUCUUUGUUUUCAUAAAGUGCUCAUCUACAAUUCUGCAGUCUUUCUUUGUUUUCAUAAAGUGCUCAUCUACAAUUCUGCAGUCUUUCUUUGCAUAACGCAUUUUAAGAAAUUUUAAAUUGGUUUCUACUUUUUAGUGCGUUUUAACUUGUCUUUCAUAGAAAAUAUUUUUUUAAAAAUGUUUUAGACUAGAGAACAUAUGAAGAUUAACAGGUGACUAACAUGUCCCGAGGAUCUAUUAUAACCAUUUAAUGCACACCGUGACUAUUCAUUGUGCUGUAGAUAAACCUCACGAUCCUAAUCCAAUAUCGUCUGGAAGGGUGUUCAAGUUAAAUCAUCUUCUAAAGUAAUAUUGAAAUCUUUACCACUUAAUCUGAACAUAGAAAAUUUUAUAUUUCAAAGCCAGAAAAAAAUGAAAGAACCAAAAAAAAAACAAUUGAUUUGUUUAUAACAGUGUGUCAGUUUUCUCAAGCUCCAACUCCCUUAUAAGGGGGAGGGAAUCUUACUGAAGGCUUUAUUACGAAGACAUAAAACAUUUACCAAAUAUUGAACUUGAAUUUUAGAUUCCUUGUAUAACCACUAUACUCAGCGUGGGAACAUACCUGGCACCAAUGUUGCCUCCAGUCCACAAAGGGAGCUGGUUAGUGACCUGAC